CGAAGCACGGAACAGAAUCCGAUAGCUUGUAUUCUUGCGCUAGUACGCUAGACGAUUGAACAUUUAAAUUCGGUAACAGUCCUAAUACCGUAUGGUAUUAUAUCUUCUCUAUUGAAAAGGAUAUCUCGCCUGCAUAUAGAUUAUUUUUUUUUUCUAUCAAAUAUAUAUACAAUUCAUCGUUUAAAUCGUAAUAAAGUGAGUGUAAGUAAAAACUUCCGCUUUUGGGGAACUAUUUCUGGUUAGGGGGCGGCCUUUAGCGGCCAUGAUGGGUGUCAGCGGCGAGUAGUGACGGCAUUCGCUUUGCGUCAGUUGGUUUUCUGCGCUCUGAUGGUUAAUCUAAGGUUUUUCGAGAAUAAAAAGCGCACGAUAAAAGCCGGGAACGAUUGUAAAUAGACAAAAAAAAACGUUUGAUCGACCGUCGGAUAAUCCCAACGUGAUAUUCGCGGCGAUAUUAAUAAAAAAUAAGGGGAAAAAAAAAAAAGGGAGAAAAAAAAAAGUGAAAAAAAAAAGAAAGAAAUAAUAAAGAAAAAAGAAAAAGGAAAGAAGGAAGGAAAGAAAGAUAGAAAGACAGAAAGAAAAAUUAACUUUCCAGGUAAAAUUUGUUGAGAAGUAAAUUGUAAAAAAUGACGCAGCUACUACCCAUAAGGUUUCAGGAACAUCUUCAGCUUACUGCUGUUGGAAUUAAUGCGAGCAAUGCCAGCUUCAACACGCUCACCAUGGAAUCGGAUAAAUUUAUUUGUGUUAGAGAAAAAGUGGGUGAUACUUCCCAGGUAGUCAUUAUCGAUAUGAAUGAUUCUACGAAUCCUACUAGAAGACCUAUUUCGGCUGAUUCUGUUAUCAUGAAUCCUGCAAGUAAAGUUAUUGCACUCAAAGCUGUGAAAACAUUUCAAAUAUUUAAUAUUGAAAUGAAAUCAAAGAUGAAAGCCCAUACUAUGACAGAAGAUGUAGUUUUUUGGAAGUGGAUAUCUAUAAAUACAUUAGCAUUAAUAACCGAGAGUGCAGUUUAUCAUUGGUCGAUGGAAGGAGAUUCAACACCCACUAAGAUGUUUGAUCGUCAUUCAUCUUUAAACGGAUGUCAAAUAAUUAAUUAUAGAACAGAUCCAAAACAGACAUGGUUAUUAUUAAUUGGUAUUUCUGCCCAACAUAACAGAGUAGUAGGUGCAAUGCAACUUUACUCUGUAGAUAGAAAAUGUUCUCAACCUAUCGAAGGACAUGCGGCUGCUUUUGCUCAAUUUAAAAUGGAAGGAAAUCCAGAACCUAGUAACUUAUUUUGUUUUGCCGUUAGAACAGUUCAAGGUGCAAAACUACAUAUUAUAGAAGUAGGGCAACCUCCCUCUGGAAAUCAGCCAUUUCCUAAAAAGGCCGUAGAUGUAUUUUUUCCACCAGAAGCGGGAAAUGAUUUUCCUGUUGCCAUGCAAGUUAGCUCUAAAUAUGAUGUCAUAUAUUUAAUCACAAAAUAUGGCUAUAUACAUAUGUAUGAUAUUGAAUCAGCAAUCUGUAUAUUUAUGAAUCGAAUUUCGGGAGAAACAAUUUUUGUUACUGCGCCUCAUGAAGCUUCUGGUGGUAUAAUCGGUGUAAAUCGAAAGGGUCAAGUUUUAUCUGUAUCCGUGGACGAAGAGAAUAUCAUUCCAUAUAUCAAUGGUGUCUUACAAAAUCCUGAAUUGGCUUUGAGGAUGGCAGUAAGGAAUAAUUUAUCUGGAGCCGAAGAUUUAUUUGUAAGGAAAUUUAAUAUGCUAUUUCAAAAUGGGCAAUACGCGGAAGCUGCUAAAGUUGCCGCUAAUGCUCCAAAGGGAAUUUUAAGAACUCCAGCCACAAUUCAACGAUUUCAGCAGGUUCCUGCUACACAGGGUCAAACUUCACCAUUGCUUCAAUAUUUUGGAAUUCUGCUUGAUCAGGGACAAUUGAACAAAUAUGAAUCAUUGGAAUUAUGCAGACCUGUAUUGGUACAAGGUCGUAAACAACUUCUUGAAAAAUGGUUAAAGGAAGAUAAACUUGAAUGCAGCGAAGAAUUGGGAGAUUUAGUGAAACAAGCUGAUCCCACUCUUGCUUUAAGUGUUUACUUAAGGGCUAAUGUACCCAACAAAGUUAUACAGUGUUUCGCUGAGACCGGUCAAUUUCAAAAGAUCGUUCUAUACGCUAAAAAGGUUUCUUAUACUCCAGAUUAUAUAUUUCUUUUAAGAAAUCUUAUGAGAAUUAAUCCUGACCAAGGCGUAGCAUUUGCACAAAUGUUGGUUCAAGAUGCAGAGCCCUUAGCUGAUAUUAAUCAAAUUGUAGAUAUAUUUAUGGAGCAAAAUAUGGUUCAGCAAUGUACAGCAUUUUUAUUAGAUGCACUUAAAAAUAAUCGACCAAGCGAAGGAGCUUUACAAACACGCCUCCUGGAAAUGAAUCUAAUGUCUGCUCCGCAAGUAGCCGAUGCAAUUUUAGGCAAUCAAAUGUUUACUCACUAUGAUAGAGCGCAUGUUGCACAAUUAUGUGAAAAAGCUGGUCUAUUACAACGUGCUUUGGAACAUUACACGGAUUUGUAUGACAUCAAGAGAGCGGUUGUUCAUACACAUUUAUUAUCACCCGAUUGGCUUGUAGGAUUCUUUGGUACAUUGUCCGUAGAAGAUUCUCUUGAAUGUUUAAAAGCUAUGUUAACGGCGAACAUAAGACAAAAUUUGCAAAUUUGCAUUCAAAUUGCAACGAAGUAUCAUGAACAAUUGACGACUAAAGCACUAAUAGACUUGUUCGAGAGUUUCAAAUCUUACGAAGGCUUGUUUUACUUCUUGGGAUCAAUUGUGAAUUUCAGUCAAGAUCAAGAAGUACAUUUCAAAUACAUACAGGCAGCAUGCAAGACAAAUCAAAUUAAAGAAGUUGAACGUAUAUGUAGGGAAAGUAAUUGUUAUAGUCCUGAACGUGUUAAAAACUUUUUGAAAGAAGCUAAGUUACCAGAUCAGUUACCCUUAAUCAUCGUGUGCGAUCGAUUUGACUUUGUGCAUGACCUAGUCUUAUAUCUUUAUCGGAACAAUUUACAAAAAUACAUAGAAAUAUAUGUUCAAAAAGUAAAUCCAUCACGUUUACCUGUUGUAGUAGGUGGUUUGUUAGACGUUGAUUGUUCAGAAGAUAUUAUUAAAAAUUUAAUUCUUGUCGUACGAGGACAAUUUUCUACCGAUGAACUCGUAGAAGAAGUUGAAAAACGAAAUCGACUGAAAUUAUUAUUACCGUGGUUAGAAUCUCGUGUUCAUGAAGGAUGUGUAGAACCUGCUACUCAUAAUGCAUUGGCAAAGAUCUAUAUUGACAGUAACAAUAAUCCUGAGAGAUUCCUCAAAGAAAAUCAGUUCUACGACAGCAGAGUAGUUGGGAAAUAUUGUGAAAAACGUGAUCCACAUUUAGCUUGUAUCGCUUAUGAACGCGGUCAAUGUGAUAGAGAAUUAAUAAGCGUUUGUAAUGAAAAUAGUCUUUUCAAAAGUGAAGCAAGAUAUUUAGUAAGACGUAGAGAUCCUGAUCUUUGGGCUGAAGUUUUAUUAGAGGGUAAUCCAUACAAGAGACCAUUGAUCGAUCAGAUCGUUCAAACGGCAUUAUCAGAGACCCAAGAUCCCGAAGAUAUAUCAGUAACUGUAAAAGCAUUCAUGACGGCUGAUUUGCCAAAUGAGUUAAUAGAACUUCUCGAAAAGAUAGUACUCGAUAGCAGUGUAUUUAGUGAUCAUCGUAAUUUACAGAAUCUCUUGAUUUUGACAGCAAUAAAGGCUGAUCGCACACGCGUUAUGGAAUAUAUCAAUCGUUUAGAUAAUUAUGAUGCGCCUGACAUUGCCAAUAUCGCUAUUAAUAAUGAACUUUACGAAGAAGCAUUUGCGAUCUUCAAGAAAUUUGAUGUUAAUACAUCGGCUAUACAAGUUCUUAUUGAACAAGUAAACAAUCUCGAUAGGGCAUAUGAAUUUGCCGAGAGAUGUAACGAACCAGCUGUAUGGUCGCAAUUAGCUAGAGCACAAUUACAACAGGGUUUAGUCAAAGAGGCUAUUGAUAGUUUCAUUAAAGCUGACGAUCCAUCGGCAUACGUCGAUGUAGUAGAAACUGCUCAUCGUACUUCCCAUUGGGAAGAUUUGGUUCGCUAUUUACAAAUGGCACGUAAAAAAGCACGCGAAUCAUUCAUAGAAAGUGAAUUGAUUUAUGCAUACGCUCGUACCAACAGACUUGCCGAUUUGGAAGAAUUUAUUUCUGGGCCUAAUCAUGCCGAUAUACAAAAGAUUGGUGAUCGAUGCUUCGAAGAUAAAAUGUAUGAAGCGGCAAAACUUUUGUAUAACAAUGUAUCAAAUUUUGCUCGAUUAGCUAUAACAUUAGUUCAUUUGAAAGAAUUUCAAGGAGCCGUGGAUAGUGCUCGUAAGGCUAACUCCACGCGUACUUGGAAAGAAGUUUGUUUUGCUUGCGUAGACAGUGGAGAAUUUAGAUUAGCACAGAUGUGCGGUUUACACAUUGUUGUACAUGCCGAUGAGCUGGAAGAUUUGAUCAAUUAUUAUCAAGACAGGGGACAUUUUGAAGAAUUGAUUAAUCUUUUGGAAGCUGCCUUAGGAUUAGAAAGAGCACACAUGGGAAUGUUUACGGAAUUAGCUAUAUUGUAUAGUAAAUACAAACCUCAAAGAAUGAGAGAACAUCUUGAACUAUUUUGGUCGCGUGUUAAUAUACCAAAGGUUCUUCGUGCAGCCGAACAAGCACAUUUAUGGGCAGAGCUUGUAUUUUUAUAUGAUAAAUAUGAAGAAUAUGAUAAUGCGGUGUUAGCAAUGAUGCAGCAUCCUACUGAAGCUUGGCGCGAGGGACACUUCAAAGAUGUAAUUACUAAAGUGGCAAAUGUUGAACUAUAUUAUAAAGCUAUACAAUUUUAUGUUGAGUAUAAACCACUACUGCUAAAUGAUAUACUGCUUGUACUCGCACCACGAAUGGAUCACACAAGAGCAGUUGCAUAUUUCACAAGGACUGGACAUUUGCAAUUAGUGAAACCUUAUUUGAGAUCGGUUCAAGCACUUAAUAAUAAAGCAAUUAACGAGGCUUUAAAUGGCUUGCUCAUAGACGAAGAAGAUUAUCAGGGCCUGAGAACGUCGAUAGACGCGUUUGAUAAUUUUGAUAAUAUUGCGUUAGCACAACAAUUGGAAAAGCAUGAAUUAAUUGAGUUCAGAAGAAUUGCUGCAUAUUUAUACAAAGGAAAUAAUCGAUGGAAGCAAUCCGUAGAGCUUUGUAAAAAAGAUAGAUUAUUCAGGGAUGCUAUGGAGUACGCUGCAGAAUCUCGAGAUGCAGAAGUUGCUGAGGCAUUAUUAGAAUGGUUUUUGGAAAGAGGUUCAAAAGACUGUUUCGCAGCAUGUUUAUUCCAUUGUUACGAUUUGCUUCAUCCAGAUGUUAUCUUAGAAUUAGCGUGGAGACAUCGUAUAUUAUCUUUUGCUAUGCCAUAUCUUAUUCAAGUAGCACGUGAAUAUAUUACUAAGGUAAAGGUCGAUAAGUUAGAAGAGGCAGAAAGUCGUCGAAUUGAAGAAACUGAUCAUCAGGAACAUAAACCUAUGAUCAUGCCGGAGCCCCAAUUGAUGCUAACUGCAGGACCUGGUAUGAUGGCACCUGGUUAUGCACCUCAAAAUGUAUACGCUACACCUCCACAAAGUGUGUACGCACCUCCUGCAGCCGCUUAUCAAGGGUAUGGUAUUUGAAAUACACUAUGUAAUGCAUCAAACAAAGCAGGUCAACAAAGUCUACUUUUCUAUAAAAUUUAGGAAAAACAAGAUUAUUUUAUUAGAUUGUAGUCAUAAUUAAUUGCUGAAGAGAAGAAAACAAAAAAAAAAAAAAAGAAAAAAAAAGAAAAAGAAAAAUAUGAAAAAAAAAAAAAAAAAAAAGUGUUAGAAGAAAAAUACUGUUGUAUUGAAAUCUCAUUGUAACACAAUGAAAAUAAUAAGCGCGAGCGCAAGAUUAUUUUCAAGCAUUCUACUGUUUAUAUUAAAUCUUGUAAACAUUUCUUAAAUUGUUAAAUGUAUUACUAACAACCGGAUUAAAAAGUUUCAUUUUUAAAUAAGAAGCACCCCAUAUUGCAAAUUAAGUAUUAAUUAAUAUAAAUAUUUUAAAGAAAAUACAAUGACAAAUAUGUACGAUAUGGUAUAAAUAUUUUUUAAUAUCAUAUUGUCGGUUCUAUAGUUCAUUAUAAAUUGUUUCAUGUUAUUAAAUACAACAUGGUAGGAAAUAACGUAGCGUUGUAUACUAUGUUUAAAAGGGAGAUGAAAAAAUUUGAUUGAUAUAUUAAUGUUUAUACAAUUUAGUUUAAAAAAAAUUAAUAUUACAUUUAUAUAUGGCCGUCUCUAUUACGUUGUAUUAUAAAUUUAUAUUUAUUGAAUUUCUUUCUCUCAUGCUAUAAAGUGCUUCCUUUGAUUAUAAAAUAUAUUAAUGUGAGCGCAUGCAAGGAUUUUUUUUUUUUUUAAGUGAAUUUUAUACUCAUGUUAAGUUAAUAGUUCCAAGAACAGUAAAUUGUUAAUGUCAUAUAUACAUAAUAUUCUCAGUUUAUUCAAAAACAUUACUAUUUAAAUAAUUGGAGAUAAAUUUUAAUUUAUUAUAUAUUAUUGUUUUUUUUUCCCCCUUUAAAUAAUUAGAAAGAAGUUUCCGAUACAUCAUUAUAAUAGUAGGAUAUAUUGCGAAGCAUAUAUAUAUAUAUAUAGUUAUUGAAAAAGGGAACUUGAAAUGCAUCUAUGAUUGCCUGGAUGUAACAACGCUAUGAGAUAAUUGGAGAUUUACAUAUUGUAUGUGUAGCAUGUAAUAUAUAUAUAUAUAUAUAUAUACAUAUGUUUGUGUAUAUGUAUAUAUAUAUAUAUAUAUGUUGGUAAUAAAACACGAAAAGAAGCUUUAUAAUAUUGCCUAAUAAAAAAUAAGAUUCAUCAUUUAAAAAAAUAUUUCUGUUUAUUCUGUGAAAACAUCGGAUUGUAAAAUGUCUCAUUAUCAUAUUGAUGUAUCGAUAUACAUAUAUAUAUAUAUACAUAUAUACAUAUAUAUAUAUUUAUUCGAUUGUAUAUUUACGUCUUUGUUUAUUAUAUACAACAUUUUUACUUCUAGCCAAGAAAUAUGGCAAUAAAUUAUACACAAAGGAUAUAAAUAAAAUUGUCGAUGUGUAUGCAAGUGUAAUAGGAUAAAAGAGAGAUUAUUUCUUAAUUCGUUGUAUGAACAUACAGUCUUUAAUGUUUUCUACUUAUUCCAUGCAUUCAUUGAUAUACUAUUAUUACUACGUUUCUUAUUUUAACUAUUAACUUUACAUUGUUACACACUUAUAGUAUUUAUAAUCAUUCAAACAAAAUAGAUUUUUAAAGUGAUAGCAAAAUAUGUAGUUAUAAUUCAAUCAUGACAUUAACUUGUUGAUCAAUUUAUGUUCUAUGUACAAAACAUUUAAUAUUUGAUUCAAUGUACAAUAUGUGAUUCUAUCUUUAUCUCUAUUUCUAUACUUUGGUAUUUCUGGUAUAUAUCUUACGUGUCACGUUCCUGAAUAGGUCUAUUUCACGACAUAAGACAUCUCAGUCAACAUUUUUACGUUUCAUAGAUCACAAAGAAAAACAUUGUAAUAUUUCAAAAACCUUGUUAUACAUAAAAGAUAUUAAACGAAAGUUAUUUAACGAAAGAUUCUGAGGUAAAAUAUAGGGCACAAUACAUUUAAAUAUUAAUUAACAUUUGAGAUCAGAAACAAUGUUCUUGAUUGUACAACUUUCGUUUAGUAUUCAAGCUUUAGGAAACAUAUGUUAAGUCAAGUUGAUACAAAUGAGAAUGUUUAACAUUUUCAAAAAUUAUUUCGUUCUUUUUCAAGUUAAAAAGAAAAACAAAUAUUAUAUUGUUUAAUAUUUUUAUUUUACGUGCUAAUCUAAUUGGGGAUUAUUAUAGUAUUAUAUCAUAAUAUUCUAUUAUUAUUAAUUUUGAUCAAUUAUUGAAUACACUGAAUUGAAAAUAGAAUUGGUUAAUAAUUAUGUAUAUAUACAUAUACAUAUACACAUAUAUAUGUAUAUAUAUAUAAUUAUAUAUCGUACUGCUAUUCAAUGUAACAUGUAAGUAGUAUAUAUAUAUAUACAUAUAUUAUAUCGUAUUCUAUAUCAGAGUGAAUGGUAUAAGAAAAAUAAAUAAUUAUAAUAACUGUAUUAAAUGAUAUAAGUCCAUGCGCCAAAACCAAUGGAAUUGUAAUUUGUGGCAAAGAAAGUUCACAAUGAUAUUUUAAUGAAAAGCAAUCUUUAUUAAAAGUUGCCUUAUUAUUUUGCUCAUAGCAUAUAUGGCAUCAGCUAAUCAUAUUAUGUAUAUUUAAAUGAUACAUUAGUAGGAUAAAGAUAUGAAAUUAAAAAAAAAAAAAAAAAAAAAACAGAAAAAAAAGAAAAAAAAAUUGAUAGAAUAUAAAAUAUAUUAUUUAUUAGAUGAAAUACAUUCUGAGAUAAUGAAAAUGUAGAGAUACAAUGCUCCUCAGGCUUCAAGUAUUUUAAUAACUUAUUAUUGUAUUGGCUAUUAUAUAAUAGAUGUUUUUGUGAACA
Vespa crabro (European hornet) is the source of this 8495-nucleotide messenger RNA. It is a transcript of the gene Chc, whose product is annotated as clathrin heavy chain. NCBI's taxonomy places the organism in Eukaryota, Metazoa, Arthropoda, Insecta, Hymenoptera, Vespidae. Gene Ontology annotation, cellular component: clathrin-coated endocytic vesicle; clathrin coat of trans-Golgi network vesicle; clathrin complex. Gene Ontology annotation, molecular function: clathrin light chain binding; structural molecule activity. The transcript has 15 exons. The coding region runs from base 624 to 5666 and encodes 1680 amino acids. The record is from RefSeq and is a predicted model, not a curated record. Gene Ontology annotation, biological process: intracellular protein transport; receptor-mediated endocytosis.